AUGAAGAAACUUGCAAAAGCAACCAUAAUCACAACAGGUUUAGCAGCACCUGAGUCUGUUCCCUGUGCAACCUAUUGUGUUCACCCCAGAAUUCAAAUACAGCGGCUUCAUCCUAUGAAUGAGCCUUCAUCAGAAAACGUAAGUGUAAAAAUACCUGUGUCGUACCGGCUGUCUCCUGAUGUUCCUUCAGCAAGAGGCUGUAGAUCAGAACAGGUGUUUGUUGUAAGGCAGGACACAGUGAUGUGCAAUUUCCAACUAACUGAUAAUAGGAAAGCCCAGAAACACGCCCCAGGGGGCUGGGGGCGUGAAACGCGCGCUAGCCGGAGGAGAGGUGCACGCACUGCAGCUGGAAUCUCCGACUGGGGCAAUGAGAGCUCAUCACCGCUCACCUGGCGGUGGGGCCGCUGCAGGUGCGCCUCCUGCAAAGCCUUGAGCUGCACGCGCACCCGGGGAAGGACGCGAUGUUGUGGCACCUGCGGCCAAUCCCUGCGCCUGCGCUUACUGUUUUUUUUCCCCACUUUUAAGGCUUAUCAAGCCCUCAAAGCCACUCAGGCAAAGCAGGCACUUUUGGCAAAGAAGGAGCAGAGGAAAGGAAAAGGGCCCAGGUUUAAGCGAUUGGAAUCAUUCCUACAUGAUUCCUGGCGGCAGACCCGUGACAAGGUGCGUGUCAGACGACUAGAAGUGAAGCCUCACGCCUUGGAAUUGCCAGAUAAACAUUCCUUGGCCUUUGUCGUAUGCACUGAAAGGAUUGAUGGUGUGAGUUUACUGGUGCAUAGAACCAUUGCAAGACUUCGCCUAAAGAAAAUUUUUAGUGGUGUCUUCGUAAAAGUCACUCCCCAGAACCUAAAAAUGCUGCGUAUAGUGGAACCUUAUGUGACCUGGGGAUUUCCAAAUCUGAAGUCUGCCCAGGAACUCAUUUUGAAACGUGGACAAGCCAGGGUCAAGAAUAAGACCAUCCCUCUGACAGACAACACUGUGAUUGAGGAGCACCUGGGGAAGUUUGGUGUCAUUUGCUUGGAAGACCUCAUUCAUGAAAUUGCCUUUCCGGGGAAGCAUUUCCAGGAGAUCUCAUGGUUCUUGUGCCCUUUCCACCUCUCAGUGGCCCGUCAUGCUACCAAAAAUAGAGUGGGCUUCCUCAAGGAGAUGGGCACAUCUGGCUAUCGGGGUGAGCGCAUCAGUCAGCUCAUCCGCCAGCUGAAUUAGCACCAGGUGAGGCAGGGCUGAGAACUGCUCUUGGACUGAAUGUGGGUGUGCCAUGCCUUGCCACUUUAAAAGUUCUUUUUGCAUUUACUAGUUAUUAAGAGUAACCUUGAGAUUGGGAGGAAAGAGGAGGCGGGUACAAGUAGUUGGAGACCUGGGUGCAAUGAAUGCCUGAUUGGGACAUGGGGCUAUGCAUAGCCUAGGAGUUAUAGGCUUAAAAAUGUCAAGUAACUAAAAACUGUAUUGCUGUAGUCAUUUAGAUGGAAAUUAGGAAAGAAUAACUGAUUGCAAAAAGGACUUGAAGAUGUGAAUUAUCUAUUUUGCUGAAGAAAUCUUAACUCUUUGAAAUUACAUUUUAUUCCUGUUGUUAUUACUCUAGGUGCCAAACUGCAAUAAAUUUUUAUCAAUGAAAAAAAAAAAAAAAAAGAAGCUGCUUGGAGCCCAGAGAUGAGGGUUCUGAGGCAGACUGUGUGUGGGUUGCAUUACAAAGAAGACUGUGAUCCAUUAGCCAUACCUGGCCUGGCAAUGCACGUUAGAAGUGUCUGGAAGUAGGGUUUUGGGGGAAUGGGCUCAGAAAGGGGCAAGAUUUAUGUUCUAUUCCUGCCUUGGGUGGUGGCUUGGUUCAGCUACCCAGGCUGUGUUGUCUCACUGCCCACGCCUGAAUCCCAGCACUUUGGGAGGCUGAAGCAGGCCGAUACCUGAGGCCAGGAGUUUGAGACCAACCUGACCAACAUGGUUAAACCCUGUCUCUACUAAAAAUACAAAAAUUAGCUGGGUGAGGUGGAACAUGCCUAUAGUCCCAGCUACUCAGGAGGUUGAGGCAAGAGAAUCUAUUGAAACUGGGAGGUGGAGGUUGCAGUGAGCUGAGAUGGCACCACUACACUCAAGCCUUGGUGACAGAGCAAGACUCCAUCUAAAAAAAAAAAAAAAAAGGCAUUCAAAGAAUAAUGGGACAUGUCAAUAGAUAAGAGGAGCCAGCUUAAAGGGGCUUCCAGUAGUGAAAUCUGGGACAAUUUGAUCAUUAGCAUAAAUAAUCAGGGCAGUCUACCUACUAAACUACAGGCGGGUGCCAUGUCAGCCGAUAAGCAUGUCCAGAAGGGACCCCCUUAGUUGAAAGGCAUCGCAGACCUCAGUGUGACCAAGCAGAGGAAGAAAAAGAAGGACAAAGACAAGGCAAAAUUCCUGAAAGCCAUGGCAAUGAGCCAAAAAUCAAGGGGGAGAAGCAGCACAGCCUGGGCAAGUGGGCCCCAGCCCAAAUGGCCUUAGAAAGAUGCAAGAGAGGCUGGGCACAGUGGCUCACACCUGUAAUUCCAGCACUUUGGGAGGCCGAGGCAGGAAGAUCACGAGGUCAGGAGAUCGAGACCUUCCUGGCUAACGCAGUGAAACCCCUCCUCUACUAAAAAUACAAAAGUUAGCUGGGUGUGGUGGUGCAUGCCUGUAGUUCCAGCUAUUUGGAAGGCUGAGGCAGGAGAAUCACAUGAACCCGGGAGGCAGAGGUUGCAGUGAGCCGAGAUCGUGCCACUGCCCUCCAGCCUGGUGACAGAGGAAGAUUCUGUCUCAAGAAAAAAAAAAAAAAAAGAAAGAUGUCCUAGGGAUCUUGUCCUCCUUCUCUGUUAUAGCUGCAUAGUCCUCCACUGUGUGAAUGUAACAUGGUUGAAGUGCUCUCCUAGCUGUGAGUGAGCAUGUAGGCUGGAGACAUUACAGCAAACAAUGUUGCAAUGAAUCACCCUGUGCAUAUAUGUUUUCAUAUUAUUGAAGGUAUAUUUUCAGGGUAAAUUCCCAGAAGUGGAAUUGCUGAGUCAAAGGAAAAUUAAAGUUUAGUUAAGUGACUCUUUCUCCACUGCCUGCCCAGCGCAAUGUGUGGUCAGACUUUUGAAGUUUUCACCAAUCUGAUGUGUGAGAAAUGGUACCUUACAGCAGUUUUGAUGAGCAUUUCUUGUAUUGUGAGUGAAAUUGAACAUAUUUUCAUAUGUUUAAUGGUCAUUUUGCAUAUUCAAAAACUUAUUUGUUGGGUUUUAUAAUUUUAAAGUUACAAAGAGAUCGGGGAGGAUUAGAAGACAUGGCUGAAGUCAUCAAAGGAUUCUGAGUCAAGCGAUCAUGUGGGGAAGGCUCCAGAAAUAGAAAUGACAAUUUUAGCAUGGGGAGAUGUGUCAGAGACAAAUGUGAGCUCUUCUACAAAUGCAGCCUGAUUUUCUUUUUGAAACUUGAGUGUACAGACUGUAUUGUUCCCUUGUAUUCCUCAUUCAGUUCUUCCUGCAACUAUUCUGCCAUUUGACACUGUUCUCAUCUUGUCUUUCUUAUUUACUUAUUUGAGAUGGAGUCUCACUCUGUUGCCCAGGCUGGAGCUUAGUGGCAUGGUCUUGGCUCACUGCAACCUCGGCCUCUUGGGUUCACGUGAUUCUCCUGCCUCAGCCUCCCAAGUAGCUGAGACUACAGGUGCCCACCACCAUGCUCAGUUCAUCUUGUCUAUUUUAGACCAGUUUGAUGCCUCACUGAAGGUUUCAUUGAUGUGUUUUAUCUUUAAUGUAUUUGCCAGUUUAACCAAUAUGGUAGGCAGAAUAAUAUCGCCUCUUCACCACUCCCAGAAAUGUCCAUAUCCUAAUUUCCAGAACCUGGGAAUAUGUUAUAGUACAUGAAAAAGGGAAAUUAAGAUUGCAGAUGGAAUUAAGGUUGCUAAUAAUCAGCUGACCUUGAGUUGAGAGCUUGUCCUGGAUCAUCUGUGUGGGGGAAAAUGUAAUUACAACAGUUUUUACAAGAAGGUGGAAGGUAGGAGAAUGAAGUCAGGUUGAGAGAUUUUUUUUUUUUUUUUUUGAGACGGAGUUUCGCUCUUGUUACCCAGGGAGUGCAAUGGCACGAUCUCGGCUCACCGCAACCUCUGCCUCCUGGGUUCAGGCAAUUCUCCUGCCUCAGCCUCCUGAGUAGCUGGGAUUACAGGCAUGCGCCACCAUGCCCAGCUAAUUUUUUUGUAUUUUUAGUAGAGACGGGGUUUCACCAUGUUGACCAGGAUGGUCUCGAUCUCUUGACCUCGUGAUCCACCCGCCUCAGCCUCCCAAAGUGCUGGGAUUACAGGCGUGAGCCACCGCGCCCGGCCGAGAGAUUUGAAGAUGUUAGAUUGCUGACUUUAAAAAUGGAAGAAGGAACCAUGUGCCAAGGAGGGAAGACAAACUGGAAAAGAAUGUAGUCUCCCCCAGGGCCUCCAGAAGAAUCACAGACCUGCCAACACCUUGAUUUUAGCCUAGUCAGACCUGUUUUGGAUGUCCAUCUUCCAGAACUGUAACAUGAUAAGUUUGUGUUGUUUUAAGCGACUUAGGUUAUGCAUUAGAGCAGCAACAGGAAACUAAUACAGGUGACAGGUGCCCAACAUUUUUCUGUAUAGCCAGUGUGCUCCACAGGGUAGGAAAGGGUGGACGUGUCAGAGAUCCAUUGAACUCCCACAAAAAGAAGUCUGUAGAUUAACAAGGACUAUAAGGAAGGAAUACUGGUGAAGUAGAAGUGGAGCAGCUGUAGAGGGUUGAAAAGACCCAUGAGAGAAUGGUGUCCAGAAGCCACAGGAAUGGAAAACAUCUUAAGGAACAUGACAAUCAGAUAUUACACAGAUCAGACAUAGGAUGAAGCCCUUAUUUAUUUAUUUUGAGGCAAUGUCUUGCUCUGUCACCUAGGCUGGAGUGCACUGGUGUGAUGUCAACUCACUGCAACCUCUGCCUCCCAGGUUCAAGCAAUUCUCCCUGCCUCAGCCUCCUGAGUAGCUGGGACUGCAGGCACCUGCCAACAUGCCCAGUUAAUUUUUUUUUUUUUUUUUUUUUUUAGUAGAGACCAGAUUUAACUAUGUUGGCCAGGCUGGUCUCAAAAUCCUGACCUCAGGUGAUCUACCUGCUUCAGCCUGCCAAAGUGCUGGGAUUACUGGGAUGAGCCACCGCACCCAGACAGAUUUAACAUUUUUAAAGAUUUGACAGUGAAUGGAGGAUGAAAAGGCAGUAACUUGAGUGCAAGGUAAAAGUAAGUUUUUUUGGUGGUUCCCCACCCCCUCGCCUUUUUGAGACAGGGUAUCACUGUCUUCCAGGCUAGAGUUCAGUGGUGCAAUCAUGGCUCAUUGCAGCCUCAACCUCCCAGGCUCAAGCAGUCCUCCCACCUCAGCCUCACAAGUAGCUGGGAUUACAGCCACACACUACCACCCCCUGCUAAUUUUUAUAUUUUUUGUAGAGACAUGAUUUCGCCAUGUUGCCUAGGCUGGUUUUGAACUCCUGACCUCAAGUGAUUUGCCCUCCUUGGCCUCCCAGAGUGCUGGGAUUGAUUACAGAUGUGAGCAAAACGUCAUGCCUGGCCAGGUGUGUUAUUUUGUUUUGAUUUUACUGGAGGAAAGUGUGGAUUUUAGGAUAUUUGAGCACAGGUGAAGAAAUUCCUGGAGAGGGGAACAGUGAAGAUACAAAAUGAAUGUGACUCAGCAAAAGACAGACCUGGGAGAGAGGAAUCAAGAGCCCAGGGGUAUUACUGCAGAACCUGGGAAGAUACCUCAUCCUUAGGUCAGGAGAGGAAUCUGUGAGGUUCUUACAUGUCCAGUCUAACUCACUGGCUCAUUUUUUUCUUUUGUGGAAUGAGAAGUGAAGUCAUCUGCUAAGAAGGAGGAGUAUAGACAUGAGUAGGGUGACUUGAGAGUAUCAAGUUUUGGCUUUUGUGGCAGCUAAAGGUAAAUUACAAGAUUUUUUUGUUGUGUUUUUUGAGACAGAGUCUUGCUCUAUUGCCCAGGCUAGAGUGCAGUGGCACGAUCUCAGCUCACCAAAACCUCCACCUCCCAGGUUCAAGAAUUCUGCCUCAGUCUCCCAAGUAGCUGGGACUACAGGAGUGCUACCAUGCCCAGCUAAUUUUGUGUUUUUAGUAGAGAUAGGGUUUCACUAUAUUAGCCAGAUUGGUCUCAAAUCUGCCCACCUCAGCCUCCCAAAGUGCUGGGAUUAUAGGCAUGAGCUACCGGGCCCGGCAAAUUACAAGAUUUAUAAGUGUCAUUGAAAAUCUAGGGUGUUUAACUUUCUCCUGAGGGUAGAAACAGAAAUGCCUGGGAUUAUUUGUACAUUUAACAAAGAUUGAGUGCUGCAGAUAUGAUACAAGGAUAUAAAACAGGUGUGUUGCAUCAAGACACUUAGAGUUAAGGAGAGAUAAAUGAGUAAACCAACAUUAGAGCCCACUGGAAAGGUGCACUUAAUAAUUCUGAGUUGUGGGAAUAGCCUAAUUAAACUGUUACUUAAGACUGGGCGUGAUGGCUCAUACCUGUAAUCCCAGGACUUUGGGAGGCCAAGGCAGGCAGAUCACUUGAGGUCAGGAGUUAGAGACCAGCCUAGCCAACAUGGAGAAAUCUCAUCUCUGCUAAAAAUAUAAAAAUUAGCUGGGUGUGGUGGCAGGUGGGAGGCUGAGGCAGGAGAAUCACUUGAACUUGGGAGCUGGAGGUUGUGGUGAGCCAAGAUUGGACCACUGGACUCCAGCCUAGGUGACAGAGUGAGACUCUGUCUCAAAAUAAAUAAAUACAUAUAUAAAAAUAAACUGUUACUUAAGAAAGAUUGUCUCUAUUCUGGAAAUGAUGAGUAGGAAGACAGGAGGAGUGAAGGUGUGGAGGUAUAGAGACCAAUGUGCAGCAUUUUUAGGUAUUAGACACUAUGCUUUAGAUCAGAUAUUGGUGCUUAUCUAGGAAGCCACUUCUUUGCACCCCAGGAAAAUUGCUUGCUAAGCUUCUGUUUUUGCCAUGCUAUGUUAGUGGGGUGAUUGGACAAAGAAGGGCAAGAAAGAUUGAGUCAGUUGCAAAAGGAGUCUUUUUCUACUAUUUUAUCUAAACUUAGUAUCUUCUUUGCUUUCCUGUCAUAUCCUUUGAGAAGUAGGCAAUAACUGGCAAGUUCUCACACCAAUGGUUUGUUAUUCCAGCCAUCCCUAGUCAACUCAUACAAAUAGUUAUCUAGGCACUAGUUCUUAAACUAAGGUGAUGGUGAUAGCUAUGGAAAUGGAGUGGAAAGGAUAGAGGAGAGGUAUGUAGAAGUGAUGGUUGCAGUGGGCCAUCUGGAGCAGCCUUUGAGGAUGCUAGCUACAGUGGGGGAGGCAUAGCCAAGGUUGCAGAGCCCACAGGGUCCAGGCCCCUUGCUCUACUGAGUUGGCAGGGUGGGAACCCUGUGCUCCUGGAGCAGCUGCAGCCAGCCAGCCACAGCUCUGGACCCAGGCAUCACUGUACUCUCAAAAGUCUAGGAAGCCCCUUGCUCCUACAGACUUGGAAGUGCCUUCUCCCUGGCCUUUCCCUACUCCCAGUACUCGCUCUGGUGUGGAACAAAGUUGUAGCUGAGCCCCAGUGCUGUUGCAACCCAGUGGGGGUGCAUGUACUCAGGGCAGUGCUGACACUCCAGCCUCCUGCCAGCCCCCUGCCGCCUGGGUCCCUUCUGGACUUUGGGCACCAAGGAGUGUGGGAGGGGUGGGGGAGGCUGAGGGCAGCUUGGAGGGGGCCUGCAGGCACCCCUCAGCAUGGACAGUCUGGGUGCUGUGUAGAGCAUAUUGAUGGUGGAGGGAGGUAGAUCAGGUUCCUAGGCUGGGAAGGGCAGGUACCCAGUGAAAUCCCACCUUCAAGCCAGGGACAGCCUGAAGGCUGGGGCUAGGCUGCCAGUUCCAGGUAGAGUCCACAACUCAGAGUGAGAAUUUCAUUGAUGAACAUUUGGCCAAUUAGAUAAGGCUUUUUCCAGGCCCAUAUGUAACUGCCCAUGGAUCCAUCAGCACAUACUUCCUCCAUUAUGAGCACAUAAAAACCCCAGACUCAGCCAGACUCACACACUCAAUGAGACAACCUGCCUGCAGAUAGCAGUUACCCACUCUGGGUCUCCUCUCCACUGAGGGCUGCACACUUGAUGUGACAUCCUGCCUGCAGAAAGGAGCUACCCACGUUGGGGCUCCUGAGAGCUGUUUUGUGGCUCAACGAAGCUCCCUUCUGCCUUGUUCACCCUCUAACUAUCCACAUACCUCAUUCUUCCUGGACAUGGGACAAGAACUAGGGACCCACCAAAUGGUGGGACUGAAAGAGCUGCAACACAAAUGGACUGAAGCACUCACCACCCUUCUGCCACUCUUCCCACUUGCCACAUUACAGCCAAAGAGAAGAGGAACUGUGGCCCUUCUGAGAGUCCAGACCUAAGGCCUCUCCAAGUCAGGGCUGUGGCAUGCUAUAACAUGUCACAUAUAACUUUGAGCCUUCGGGAUCACUGGUGCCUCCAGGUUUUUCAGAUGCCACUGUAUUCCCUUCACCCAGAUGCCAGCACCCAAGCCAGAGGCAGGUCAUGGCAUGGCUGGCCCAGCUGUGAGCAGAGUGCAGAUCCCAUGGAAAGUGUGGGAUCUGGGCCAGAGCACAAGCCAAGAGCAGCCCUUUGGGCUGAGGUGGUCAGGUAUCUCCUGUGGUGGGCCUAGGGUGGAGUGAGGCCCUGGAUGGGGUGUCACUAGCCAUGGAGGUCUCCAACUAGCAAAGCCGCACCAAAAAAAUUCCUGUCAGGGACUAGGCGUGGUGGCUCACGCCUAUAAUCCCAGCAGUUUGGGAGGCCAAGGCAGGUGGAUCAUGAGGUCAGAAGUUUGAGACCAGUCUGGUCGAUAUAGUGAAACCCCAUCUCUACUAAAAAAUACACAAAAUUAGCUGGGUGUGGUGGUGUGCACCUGUAAUCCCAGCUACUUGGGAGGUUGAGGGCAGGAGAAUCGCUUGAACCUGGGAGGCAGAGGUUGCAAUAAGCUGAGAUAACACCAUUGCACUGCAGCCCUAGCGAUGGUGUAAGACUCCAUCUCAGGAAAAAAAAAAAAGAAAAUCUUGUGUCAGAAGAACAGGUAGUACUUAUGAUGAAUUAAUCAGUAAAUACUUUUUGAGCACCUGCUAUGUAAUAAGGACUGUGUCUGACAUGUAGAAGAAAGGAAGAAGAGACUGGUGAUGUGAAAUCUCACCCCUGGGUAUUAGUGAGUGAGAAAAGAUUUCUCAAAGAGGAAGUUUCUUGAAAUAGCCAGAGAAUGCUUUGUAGAAGGGGCAUCACUUUAUAUAAUCCUUAAAUAAUACAAAAAUAAGAUAGGUAGCAGAGAGGUUAGAAAGUAUUGUUUAUUUAGUGAAGGAGACAGUGUAUUCUGGUUUUCCUGUGUUAAAUUCUAAAUAUCAAAGAUUGGCAAAAGUAUGAGGUUUAGGAAUCUUCUUCACAUCAGUGGUUGUUCAUGACCUAAGAGUGGAAGAAAGGGUCAAGGGAUUGAACAUAGAAUAGUACAAAACAGAUGAGUCUUAGACCUUCACAGUGAAAUAGUGGAGGAGGGAAAAGACAGAAAUAAGGAGGCCUUGGACUCAGAAGACGACCUUGAGAAGCCUGCACUUCUCAGUCAGGCAAACUACAUGGGAACACUGGUGUGGCUACUCACUGCAUGGCCUUUGACAAGAGAUACAACCUCUGCAAAUCUGUUUUCUCAUUUGUCAGAUGGAAAUAAUUGUUCCUACCUUGUAGAGUUAUGAGUACUAUGUGAAAUAAUUGUUUAAAAAGUCAGUGCCAGCCAGGCAUCGUGGCUCAUGCCUGAAAUUCCAGCACUUUGGGAGGCUGAGGUGGGUGGAUCACCUGAGGUCAGAAGUUCAAAACCAGCCUGACCAACAUGGAGAAACCCUGACUCUACUAAAAAUACAAAAUUAGCCAGGCAUGGUGGUGCAUGCCUGUAAUCCCAGCUACUCGGGAGGCUGAGACGGGAGAACCCGGGAGGCGGAGGUAUGGUGAGCCAAGAUCGCGCCACUGCAGAACAGCCUGGGCAAUAAGAGUGAAAUUCUGUCUCAAAAAAAAAAAAAAAGUGUGAGUUGGGUGUGAUAGCCCACGCUUGUAAUCACAGCACUUUGGGAGGCUGGGGCUGGAGAAUUGCUUGAGCCCAGGAGUUCAAGACCAGCCUGGGCAAUGUAGCAAUAUCCUGUUUCUAUAAAUAAAUAAAUAGUGCCUUGCAUAAAGAAGAUACUUAAGAAAUGGAAAUUAUGGCCGAGUGCAGUGGCUCACGCCUGUAAUCCCAGCACUUUGGGAGGCUGAGGGGGGCGGAUUGCCUGAGCUCAGGAGUUCAAGACCAGCCUGGGCAACACAAUGAAGCCCCAUCUCUACUAAAUUAGAAAAAAUUAGCCAAGCAUGGUGUUGUGUGCCUGUAGUCCCAGCUACUCGAAAGGCUGAGGCAAGGGAAUUGCUUGAACCCAGGAGAUGGAGGUUGCAGCAAGCCAAUCAUGCCACUGCACUCCAGCCUGGGUGACAGUGCGAGACUUCGUGUCCCAAAAAAAAAUUUUUUUAAAUAAAAUUAUUAGGUAUUUAGGACAUGGAGUAAAAAGGAUUAUUCCAAAGAGAAGUUUGACAUUAUUGUCAGAUACAUUUUUAAAGACUGCGAAACAUGCAGCUUCAAGUGAGACUAUCAUGCUUUUUACUUUUAAGAAUGUUAAAUUCUGGGGCUGGGUGUGGUGGCUCAUACCUAUAACCCCAGCACUUUGGGAGGCUGCGGAGGGAGGAUUACUUAAGCCUAGGUGUUUGAGACCAGCCUGGGCAACACAGUGAGACCUCAUCUCUACUAAAAAUAAAAAUAUUAACCAGUAUGGUGGUAUGUGCCUGUGGUACCAGCUACUUAGGAGGCUGAGGCAGGAGGAUCACUUGGGACUGGGAGGUCGAAGCUACCGUGAGCCAAGAUCACACCACCUCAUUACAGUCUGGGCCAGAGACUCUGUCUCAAAAAACAACAAAACAAAAAGUCAAUUCUGAAUGGUAAUUCUCCUAGUUCAUAUAUAUGCUCCCACAUAGUUCUCUGCAGGUUCCCAAGACAGUUUCCUUUAAAACAAAGUAAUGCCUUGCACAUUGCCUGGUCCAUUAUUUCCUUUGCCCUUGGUUCACUUGACCUCUGCUCUGUUUCUCUGGCACCAGGAUUAACCAGUGGGUCCAUGGUUCAACAUGAAAUUCUUCUUACUAUUUAAUGUAGCCGAAUGCUUCUGGUUUUAAAUACUGAGACAGUUAAAGUGAUACUGAAUAGUUUGCUUUUUUGCUUUUGUUGAUACUUGUUUGCUAUGAUUCAUCAGACUCUUAUUACUUUAACGGAUAAACAAGAAUUUCAGCUACAUUAAGUUCUGUUUUGUUUUGUUUUUUUGGUUUUUUUUUUUUGAGACAGAGUCUUGCUCUGUUGCCAGGCACCGGGCUGGAGUACAGUGGUGUGAUCUCGGCUCACUGCAAUCUCUGCCUCCUGGGUUCAAGCAAUUCUCCUGCCUCAGCCUCCCUAGCAGCUGGGACUACAGGCGCAUGCCACCACGCCCAGCUAAUUUUUGUAUUUUUUAGUAGAGACGGGGUUUCACCAUGUUGGCCAGGAUGGUCUCGAUCUCUUGACCUUAUGAUCCGCCCACCUCGGCCUUCCAAAGUGCUGAGACAUGAGCCAGUGUGCCCGUCCAAGUUCUGUGUUUUCUAAAGCAAGACCAGAGGGGAAGGCUUAUGGGAGAAUCAAGAGAGCGAAAGGAAUUAUUACGUAGUGUUUGCUUCACUUUCUAUUCAAGUUUGAAAUAUGUAUGAAUUCAGAUGAAACAAAUAUUAGAACACUUAUGAACAAAGUGUUUCAGAAUAUAGAUAUAAGACAUUUUAAUGUAUCUUUUUUUGUCAUCCAUUAAAAUAAGUGUUUGGCUCAUUGUCUCAGGGUCUUAACAAGAUUUAGGAAGAAACUGAUGGAAACAGUAACCAUCCUAUAAUCUGCCCUGGAGGCUCUGGUGCCAGCCCUGCCUGCUUUCUUUCAGUUCCUUGAAUAUAGUGAGUUUCCUCUUUUCUCUUGGCUGUGGCACAAGCUAGUCUAGUUGGCUGAAAAAUUUUUUUUUUUUUUUCAUUUUGUGGAAUUCAGCUCACAUCUUAUUUCUUCAAGAAAGCCACAGAGCUUCUAGGUCGGAUUACAUUCUCUGGGCACCUUGAGCUUGCUUCCUCAUCGAUACAAAACAUUUUCAUCAAAAUUGUGUGCUCCAUGCAGGAGGGAUAUGUCUAGUUUACUCAGGGCUCUAAGCCAGGUACCAAGAGCAGAGCACACGGUAGACACUCAAUAAAUAUCUGUUGAAUGAAGUCAACAUAUAUUAAGUGCCAAGUGCAUUGCUUCAUUUACUCCUCGCCAUAACCUUUUAGGUAGAUAUCCCCAUUUGCAGAUGAAAAAACAGAUAAGUUGCUCAAGGUGACAGAGUCAACCAAUGACACAACCAGGACUUGGCCAGGUCACUUUGAUGUCAAAGCCAGUGUUUUAUUUUGUCUUUUACUUUCUUUGUUGCAAGCAGUAAUUCUACUGAAAAUCCAGUGUUAUAAGUAUUGUACUAUAUGAUCUCUGACAGGAAAACAGGCAGGGUCUGAUAAAAAUCCAGCGAAAUCCAGAUUUCUUCCUAAAUCUUGUUAAGACCCUGAGACAGGGUCUUAACAAGCCAAAGGCUUAUUUUAAUGGCUGACAAAAAAAAAGAUACAUUAAAAUGUCUUGGAUUUAUAUUCUGAAACAUUUUGUUCCUAAAUGACCUAAUAUUUGUUUCAUCUGAAUUCCAUAUUUCAAACUUGAAUAGAAAGUGAAGCAAACAUUAUGUAAUAUUUGUUACCUAAUAGAGCAGAGGGGAGGGCAGACAGGACCUUAGAUUGUCUGGCCUCUGGCAACAUUAUUUGAGCUCUGCUCAGGCUGUGCCUGAGGCUUUCUGCCCCUAUGAUUUUCCCUGAUUUGGGUUGAUGGAGUCCUUUUUCUGCUUAAGCCUGUUUGGAUUGGAACUCUGUCACUUAGGAUCAAAGGAUUCUUAACUAAUAUAGGAUCUAAAAGACAUUGGACAUGUUUUGCCUUUUUUUCUUCUCCCUUUUUCACAGGCUGAUAUCGUUUCCUCAAGCUCUUUAAAUGAUUAUAAAUGUGUGUUCUCUGGGCCCAAGGAGGGAAGCGGUAACAAGGUGUCAGGGCAGUGAUUAUGAAAGGCGGUUCCUGGUCUGUGGAGUCAGGGCUUCUAGGACUUGCUCAGUUACUUGUGGAAUGACUGUAAGAAACUUCAUUUACUUACUUUUCUACACCUCAGUUUUGCCUGUGAAAAGUGAGGAUGAUAUUUGCCGCACCACUUAGACAAGAGGGAAUUGAUAAGGCUGAGCCUAGGACUUUGCACUUCGGUAUUAUCUUUCAAUGUCAUGGCAUCUCACCAUUUCAACCUGUGGCUUUUCAUAUUUCUCAGUCACUAGACUGACCUAACCAACAGUGAGAUGGGUAGAUUAAGGAGGUUCCUAUUCAGGGAAGACGACAGAGGAAGGAGAUUCAUGUUCCAGAGAGUAGGGAGCAUUAGAUGUGCAUUGAUCCUCACUGCAUCCUUUUCGUGUCCAAGAGGUACUUAAAAUAGUAAGUUUCCUUUCUUUCUGCUCUGUGGAUUUCACAAAUGGGAUCUUUAAACUUGAACUUUUUUGCUUUUUUAAGGUAGCCAAACAUGAUCACAUUGUUGAACUUUUGAACUUUUCAAAACCCAUUCUGAUACUUCCAAGAUUGCUUUGUCUCAAAUCCAUUAUCUGUGUUUAUCGUUGCCUGGCUGUCGAAAGAAAAAUCUCUAUGUUUAAAAAACUAAAAUUUUCACAAUGAAGGAAAAUCCUCCCAGAGACAUUAAGAAAAAGGAAACCAAGCCAGCAGAGAUAGAAACCAUAUUUCUGUUCCUGACAUGAAUGUGAAUUUAUUGGUUGGUUUCAUACUUAAAAUAGUACUUUUGCAAAAUCAUCUCAGAAAAUAUACUACAUUUAUUAAAACUCAUACAAACCAUUGCAGAAAAUAUUAAACCCUCUAACCAACCUAACACUUGCUUUCAGAGGCACUUGUGAUGAUUUUCACAGCUUCCAUAGUUGCAAAGAAGAAAGAAAUCAUCUUGGAAUGGGGUGGAAUUUGAUGAGAAUAAUCCAAAAACUAUUUGUUUACUUCUUUACAGACUCACAGACAGCUUGAUGAUUAGGGGCUCCUACAUAGUACACCUAAUUAUUAAAGGUUUUUCUAAUAAUGGGCUUUUUCAUUGCCCACAAUCUACUAUAUUCAGCAAAGUUUGUGCUAGAUAAUAAGGAAAAUGAACCCAAGAAUCUUAACCGCCUCAAAUAGUUUUAUGGAUAUACUAAAGUGUCAAGUACAAUCUUUAUCUUAAGGCUUGAGAACUGGAAUGCAAGAAAACAAACUUUGGUGGAGUACUGGAAUAAGACAUAAAGCUGGGCAGCACCAGGUGUGACAGCCUUGGAUGUUAAUUCUGAAAGCCAGAAUUAAGAACAACAAAUAGGUUCAGAUUUCUUUUUCAGAAACUUGCGCUAUUUUGGCCAGGCACAGUCUCAUGCCUGUAAUCCCAGCAAUUUGAGAGGUGAUGGUGAGAGAAUCACUUGAGCCCAGGAGUUCAAGACCAGCCUAGGCAACAUAGUGAGACCCUGUCUCUAUACGUUGUUGUUGUUGGUAUUGUUCGUUUGAGACGAAGUCUUGCCCUUGUCGCACAGGCUGGAGUGCAAUGGCACCAUCUCAGCUCACUGCAACCUCUGCCUCCUGGGUUCAAGAGAUUCUCCACCUCAACCUCCCCAGUAGCUGGGAUUACAGGCGCCUGUCACCAUGCCUGGCUAAUUUUUUUUUUUUGUAUUUUUAAUAGAGAUAGGGGUUUUGCCAUGUUCGCCAGGCUGGUCUCCUGACCUCGUGAUCUGCUCACCUCAGCCUCCCAAAGUGCUGGGAUUACAGGUGUGAGCUGCUGCCCCUGGCACCCUGUCUCUGUUUUUAAAACACAAUUUAAAAGCAAAAAGAAAAGAAACUCUGUGCUGUUUAGACUUAGAUUUUUAAUUAGCUAGUAUUUCUUAAUUCAAUGAAUUAUUAAGACCUUUUCACUGCUCCCUUUUUAAAGUCUUCUUUGAGUGAUUUAACUGCUUCUUAUCACCAAGCUCUCAAAGAGAAGAUGAAAUUAAAAUCUGUUGGGUAACCAUUUAAAUAAGACAACUGGGGAGGCCCAUUUCUCUAGGACUCUUCUCUAUAGCAGAGAGCAAUUGCCUUUCUUUUGCCUAGUAAACCUCUGCUCUAGGCUUAAAAAAAAAAAAGAGGCAAUUUGAAAAAAAUUUGAAGUCGAUGAAUAAACUAAGAUUUGGGGAUGAUGGUAGAUGUUAAUUAUGAAAGUUCAGUGUUUCCUUUGAAGAGGGAGUUCAAACUGUUUUUUUUGAUGUGAAUUCUUUGGGUGACGAUAGAAAAUGGCUAAAGAGGAUAUAACAGAAACUGUUAGGGAUGGAAUUCAACUUUACCUAAAAAAGAUUUCAGGCCAGGCACGGUGGCUCAUGCUGGGAGGCCCAGGCAGGCAGAUCACCUGAGGUUGGGAGUUCAUGACCAGCUUGACCAACAUGAAGAAACCCUGUCUCUACUAAAAAUACAAAAUUAGCCAGGUGUGGUGGUCCAUGCCUGCAAUCCCAGCUACUUGGGAGGCUGAGGCAGGGGAAUUGCUUGAACCUGGGAGCAGAGGUUAUGGUGAGCCAAGAUCACGCCACUGCACUCCAGCCUGGGCAACGAGCAAAAACUCCAUCUCAAAAAUAAAAAACAAAACAAAACAAAAAAAGGUUUCUCUUCUCCCAUGUAGCAUUUUAAAUGUAAAACCGAGACUUUAAAUUCUUUGAGCCAUUCAGCUCUUUACUGCCAGCUCACACUAUUUCACAGCAUAUCCAUAGACAUGAGGGCGCACCAACUCCCAGGGCAGGGGGGCCUGGAUGUGCUGCAGCUUCAGCUUAGAGAAGUUGGCUCGCUCCAGGGCCUUCCAGCUCUCUCUCGUCAGAUUGCACCCAUCAAACAGAAGGUACCAGGCAGGAUCCAGGACCUGUUGCCAGAAAGAAUUCCAAGUCGAACGCUCAGCUGCCACAUGCUCCAUGAAAUAAAAAGCCCCUCCCUGAGGAGAAAGAAGGGAAAAAAAAAAAAAACCCACACUUUUCAAAGAUUUUUUUUAUUUCUGCUUUUUUUUUUUUUUUUAAAUUGUUCCCUGGCACUGCCUUGCAAACCUUUGAGAGAACCAUAGAAUUCUGAGCAGGAGACUCACUCCACACUAAGCACACCCUUGAGACUAAAUAACCAUGUUUGUUUCUUUGUUGUUUUGAGACAGUUUUGCUGCUGCUGCCCAGGCUGAGUGCAGUGGUGCGAUCUCGGCUCACCACAACCUCUGCCUCCUGGGUUCAAGCGAUUCUCCUGCCUCAGCCUCCCGAGUAGCUGGGGUUACAGGCAUGUGCUACCAUGCCUGGCUAACUUUGUAUUUUUAGUAGAGAUAGGGUUUCUCCAUGUGGGUCAGGUUGGUCUCAAACUACUGACAUCAGGUGAUCUGCCCGCCUCGAACUCCCAAAGUGCUGGGAUUACAGGCAUGAGCCACUGCACCCAGCCUUAAAUAACAUGUUUUUAACUUUUGUAUCAUUUUCACAAAUAAGUACAUGAUAUGAUUAAUGAAAAUACAGAUACAUCUAAAAUCGUUACUGAAUUCAAGGUAACAUUUUCUCAUUAGGUAAUGAGUCAGUGAUGCUAAAUGUAAAUGACUGCUCGUAGGAAUUAGCAACUGCUGCUUUCAUCAAGGAGUCCUAUAGAUUGGUCACGUAAGGCCAGGCGCAGUGGCUCCCACCUGUAAUCCCAGCCCUUUGGGAGGCCGAGGUGGGUGGAUCACUGAAGUCGGGAGUUUGAGACUAGCCUGACCAAUAUGGAGAAACCCUUUCUCUAAAAGAAAAAAAAAAAAGGAUUCGUCAAGUAUAGGCACAGUAUAUGUUAUUACAUGUUGUGGGUGGGGGGGCGUCUUCAGAAGUUUCCUACCAACUACCUCUGAGGGGAGUAGGGAGAGAGGGACCAGACAGUCACCUCAAAAAAUCUUGGUAACUGCCCCACUCUUCUUGGCCUCCUCUAGCUGUCCUAGUCUUGGCCCUUUAGGCAGAUUUUAGAGACAGAGUUCAGUUUAGAGAUGGAGUUCCCCCAAAUUAUAUGGGUAAGUGCAAGACCUAGGUUAGGAAUAGAAAAAUUGGAAUUUCCUGAUUUAUUAUUUCUUUUUUUAAAAAAUCAGGUCAAGACGCGGUGGCUCAUGGCUGUAAUCCCAACACUUUUGGCCAAGGUGGAUGGAUCACUUGAGGCCAGAAGUUGGAGACCAGCCUGGCCAACAUGACAAAACCCCAUCUAUACUAAAAAUAUAAAAGUUAGCCAGGUGUGGUGGCAUGUGCCUAUAAUCCCAGCUACUCAGGAGGCUCAGGCAGGGAGAAUCAGUUGAUUCUGGGAGGUAGAGGCUGCAGUUAGCCAAGACUGCACCACUAUACUCCAGCCUGGGUGACAGAGCAAGACUCUGCCUCAAAAAAAAAAAAAAAAAAAAAAAAAAAGGAAUAUUUGCAUU
This is a messenger RNA of Callithrix jacchus (white-tufted-ear marmoset), 17536 nucleotides long. NCBI's taxonomy places the organism in Eukaryota, Metazoa, Chordata, Mammalia, Primates, Cebidae. The record is from RefSeq and is a predicted model, not a curated record.